AUGCAGGACAGAUAAAGAGAGUUUACAAUUGAUUUUUCUGAUUUUUAAGGAUCGUAUUUAAUUUAUAUGGAGGAGCACCUGCUCAUAAUAAGGAUCGUUAUUGAGGUAAAUAUCGAAAUAUUAUUUGAAACAACCUUUUGUAGAAUUUUUUAUCUUUUCAUCUCCAAUUUAAUCUGAAACUACUAUUGAGCCAUAUAAUUAAAUUGAAAUAUGAAUAUUCUUCAUUAGAACACAUACAUAGAUUUAUGAAAUAUCUUAACGACCAAGCUCUAUUUGGACAUUUGCUGAAAUUGUUAGAUAUUGAAAAGUGA
This is a messenger RNA of Paramecium pentaurelia, 311 nucleotides long. The record is from the annotation of a GenBank genome assembly. NCBI's taxonomy places the organism in Eukaryota, Ciliophora, Oligohymenophorea, Peniculida, Parameciidae.